Messenger RNA from Panicum hallii, 1485 nucleotides. RefSeq lists its product as uncharacterized. The transcript has a single exon. The record is from RefSeq and is a predicted model, not a curated record. The coding region runs from base 1 to 1317 and encodes 438 amino acids. Lineage: Eukaryota; Viridiplantae; Streptophyta; Magnoliopsida; Poales; Poaceae.
AUGGCGACCAUCACCACCACCACCAGCAACGAUCAUGAUGAUGAGGUGCAGCUGCAGGUGCUGCUGGCCUCCGCCCGGCCGUUCCUCCGCGGCGAGCUCGAGGCGGCUGACCCGGCGCUGCCGGGGCUCGCCGCCGUCCUGCGCGCCGCGGGCGCCGGCGAGUGCUACCACAAGCACGGCACCUUCCUGGCGCACCUCCUGGACGUGUACCGCAUCCUCCGGCUGUGGGGCGUGCCCGACGCCGUGGCGCGCUGCGGCCUCUUCCACUCCUCCUACUCCAACUCGUACGUCAACCUCGCCAUCUUCCAGCCCGACACGGGCCGCGCCCACGUCCGCGCCAUCGUCGGCGCCCCCGCCGAGCGCCUCGCUCACCUCUUCUGCGUCGUCCCGCGCCACCGUAUCAUCCACGACGACCUUCUCUUCCACUACACGGACCAGGAGCUCAGGGACCACCUCAAAGCCUCAUCAUCCUCCUUGGAUCAGCUGGAUCCCUCAGAGCCAGAGCCAGAGCCAGAGCCAGAGCCGGCAUGGCGGCGCAAGCUGCGGUCCCUUUUGCCGGCGGAGGGCGUGGUGGCGAGGCACAUCCGGACGGGGGAGCCGGUGGCGCUGUCGCGGCGGGUGCUGGCGGCGUUCCUCCUGAUGACGGUGGCGGACUUCAGCGACCAGUACACGGACUACCAGGACGACCUGUUCGGGAACGAGGACGGCCGGCUGGAGUUCGGCGGCGACAACUGGGGCGCGCUGUGGCCGGGCACCGGCAAGCCGGGGCUCUGGGUCAGCGCCAUGUCAAGGAUGACCGCGCUCUACAACCUCAUCGCCAGGGACGACAAGCUGCAGCUCCGUCGUAUUGGUGCUGGUGGUGCCGGCAAACACGACGAUGACAACGAGGUGGUGGGCGAGCUGGUGAUCCCGCCGGUGUUCGAGGGGUGCACCGGCGUGCUGGACCCGGAGGAGCAGAAGGCGGCGAGGGACCUCUACUGGGAGGCCAUCACCAGCAGUAACAAGCAGGGACCAGCAGAAGGGUUGCUGCGGGAGAGCAUCCGGAAGAACCCCUUCGUGGGGGAGCCGCAGCUGGUGCUGGCGCAGGUGCUCCUGAACGGCGGCAGGUACGAGGAGGCGGCGGCGGCGGCGGCGCGCGGGGUGCGGCUGCUGCUGGAGUGGGGGAGCAGCUGGGACAAGCGCAUGUCGUGGGAGGGCUGGGUGUCGUGGGGCAGGCUGAUGAGGGACAAGGCACGCCGCCGGGAGUGGCCGCGCACCGCAUGGGGAAUCAUCAACCUCGGACUCGUCGAGGGAGUCGCGAACGCAAACUCUUCCUGACAUGAUCAUCUGUCAUCAUCUCAUGAUGAUCAAGGAUCGAUCUACCGGACUACUGAAGUAUGCAUCCAUCAAGGUGAUUGUACUACUAGUAUAUAUCUCGCUGAGAGUAUGCAUGAUACUAUGGUAUGCAGGUAGUAGCAAGGUUCAAAAUAGCGGGCCAAGGGGUUU